CGAUUCGGUCACGGAUAAGGAUGAAAAUGGUCUGAUUCCUGAAUAAUCAAGGCCACAUUUGGUGGCAUUGAUGCCGAAGAAACCCCUUAACGCCGAAGAAACGCCUCAGUGUCGAAGAGACGAGCAUGAAAGACGCGGAGAUUGGACAAUAAAACUAAUCUCACUUUCAGAGCUUAGAAAUACGCCCAGGCUCCCCUAAAUAUAUCGAGCUUCGCGAGUAUAAAGCCUCCCGACCUAGCCUCAUUCUCGGGAAUUUCAUUCAAGCGACAAGCCCUAAGAAUUCCAACUCACAUUCUAUACUUCUCUCAUCCACGUUUUCAUCUCCUAGUUCAAGAUGAGAUUCUCCCUUUCAUGUGUUGCUGCACUCUUCGCAGCUAUGGCGCUGGCCACUCCAGUGUCCGAAGAUGUGCUCGAAAAGCGGGACAAUCGUGGCCACUACACCGUCUCUGGCCUCGGAGCGCACAAGAAGGCAAUUCUCAAUGCUGGCGGCAACAAUCUCGAUAUUGCCAUUGCCAUGCUCGAGAUUUCGGAUAUGGAAACUUCCCACUAUCCCUAUGGCGACGCCAAGACCUACGACGCAGCGAAUUUCGGUCUGUUUAAGCAGAACUGGGGCCAACUCCGCGUCUGUGCCUCGCGCUACGGCUUUGUUGGCAAGUCCGAGUCGCAGUGGAACGAUGGAGCCUUGCUCAACUCUAAUGUGUAUGCGGACGUUGCCUCCCGAUGGGACUGCCAAAACUACUACGGGUAUGACAAGUGGUUUGCUGGCCACCGCAACGGUGCUAGCGGCCUUCAGAAUCCUUAUACCCAGGACAUUCUCAACUACAAAUCGGCUGUCGAGUGGAUUCAGCAGCAGGUCGACAGCAACAACGACUACAAGUAUGACGAUACUCGCUUCUGGGUUGACGUUGUUGCCAUCUAGCCAAAAGGUGGCUUUAUAGCCCCCAAUGGACACUUUUCGAUUGGAUCUACAGCCUUCGUUCAUGAUAUGGGCCUGAAGCUGGCUGCGUUGGCCCAUCCAAAAGUUCUAAGUGAUAUGGUUAUUACCUAGUUAUUUUAUAGCGAUUGAACAACACCACAACGCUAAGUGACGGUGGAUUUAGUGCCGAGAAUGGUUUACUUUAAGUGUUUCCUAGUCAUUAAAUAUUGUGCGUGA
This is a messenger RNA of Penicillium samsonianum, 1153 nucleotides long. RefSeq lists its product as uncharacterized. Lineage: Eukaryota; Fungi; Ascomycota; Eurotiomycetes; Eurotiales; Aspergillaceae. The coding region runs from base 335 to 919 and encodes 194 amino acids. The transcript is spliced from 4 exons. The record is from RefSeq and is a predicted model, not a curated record.